AUGGCCUGCUUGCGGCGCUCCGCCUCCUCUCGAACCGCCGGGCUCGCGGUCUCACGCCGCAUUGCCGAGCGCACCUUCAUGGCCCGGCGGAGCAGGGUCACCACGUGCGCGUCCAACUCCUCAACCGUUGCCGGCAUCAGUGUGAGCUCGAGCGUGGCAAGCGCCUCGUCCCUCGCGGUGUUGCUCUCGCCCUCCGCUUCGGUCGCCUCAGUGCUCUGGCUCGAGGACGGGGUGUCGGUACCGACGGGCGCAACGUCAAGAGAUGACAUUGUCGGCUUGACAAAGAGCCCCAGCACCUCCUUCUUUGAGGUCAUCUCGAGGUCCGGAAGGAACACCAUGAAGUCCUUGGCGCGCGUCUUGGCCACGUACUCGACGCGCGCGCUCUGUGCCGGCGACGGCGACAAGAAGCGGAAGCGGCCGAAGCCCUCGGCCUCGCCGACUCCGACCCCGGGGCCGUGGUCGGCAGAUCCGGCCAACGACGACUUUGAGACCGUGACCCUGUCGUGCACCAUCACGCCGUUAGCGCAGUAUGGAGGCAUCCCUGAGCUGCUGGCGGAGGUCGAGGCGGAGACGCGCGCCAAGGGCAAGAAGGGCAAGAAGAAGAAGAAGAAGAAGGGCGGCGGGGCGGGGCCGUCGCAAGAGCCCGAGGCGCCGUCGGAGGCAGACGCAGCCGAGGCGGCGAAGAAGGCCGAGGAGGCGAGGCUCCUCCUGCUUCUCGAGACGCUCACCGAGGAGAGGAUCCGGUUCGGCAUCACGCCGGAGACGUCGGUCGAGGGUUUGGCGGAGGCGCUGGGAGAGGCGGCAGAGGCGGCGGACGAGGCGAGCGAGGAGGAGACAGCGGAGGGGCAGUCUGCGGCGGCGCGCGAGGAGGCCGAGGCGGCCGAGGCCGCGCGUUGGAGUGCGGCGGCGGAGGCGGCGGAGGAGGCCGCGGCGGAGGAAGAGGCUGCGUUGGCGGCGGAGGAGGCGGCGAUGGAGGCCGCAAUCGCCGCCGCCAAGGCGAGGCGCGCGUCGGUGGCGACGGCGAGGGCCAAGGCAGCGGCAGCCAAGAUGGCGGCGGAGGCGGCCCAGCGCUCAUAG
Messenger RNA from Emiliania huxleyi CCMP1516, 1077 nucleotides. RefSeq lists its product as hypothetical. Lineage: Eukaryota; Haptophyta; Isochrysidales; Noelaerhabdaceae. The transcript has 2 exons. The coding region runs from base 1 to 1077 and encodes 358 amino acids. The record is from RefSeq and is a predicted model, not a curated record.